Stereum hirsutum FP-91666 SS1 is the source of this 1125-nucleotide messenger RNA. RefSeq lists its product as uncharacterized. The transcript is spliced from 5 exons. NCBI's taxonomy places the organism in Eukaryota, Fungi, Basidiomycota, Agaricomycetes, Russulales, Stereaceae. The coding region runs from base 1 to 1125 and encodes 374 amino acids. The record is from RefSeq and is a predicted model, not a curated record.
AUGUUAUUGCGAAACUCCUGGGAUAAGGAGGACUCGGAGCUGUUCCAGUUGCUCAAGCUCACGCCUGUGGAGAUCUGGAACACGGAUCUCGACAAUUCCUCGAGGCAUACAGGGUAUGCCCACAAUGCCGAGCGAGACCAACGUAACGAGACAGACUCCACCGGGAAGAAAGUCAAGCGGAAGCAGGCAACGCUCAAGACUCGCAAGUCCUUGCCUGGCGCUGGCAAGCGUGAAGGCGAUGACGACGGCGACGACGACGGUUCGGACUACGACUUCAAGCCGACCAAAGCGGCGGCUAAGAAACCGCCACCCGUGUCCAAAGCCGCUCCCAAUGCCGCUGCCGCCUCGAAGUCCAAAGCGACAAAGCCGACCGUGGUCAAGCCUUCUGGGUCGACGAUCAAGAUGGAUGACGAUGACGACGAUGACCCUCCAUCUGCUCCUCUGCCGAAAAAGCGAGGAGCUGCUGCUGCCGCUGCGACGACGACGAAGAAGCCUGCGCCGAAGGACGAGUCGGAUUCGGAUAUUCAGAUGAUUAACGACGAUGAUGAUGAUUUUGAGUCUGUACCGCCACCACCGAAGAAGAAGCCUGCGCCUGCGAAGAAGAAAGUGGUGAAGUCUGAUUAUGACUCUGAUGGCGAUGUUGUGGCGGCUGCUAUCGCGAAGGGCAAGGGCAAAGCGAAGGCUCCACCCAAGCGGAAGAGCCCUGCGGACGACGAUGACAGCGAUGAUUCGGUCGUAAUCAAACCUGCGAAGAAGAAACAAGCCACCUCCCAAGCCGAAGUCACCGAUUUUUUCUCUAAGAAACCUCCUGCAAAACCUUCGACCGCCAGAUCCACGACGACCGCUCGCAAAGUCUCUUCCUCCACCGCUAUUACUAGCAGUAAAGGUAGCAAAGCGCCUGCAGCGAAGAAGGGCAAGAAGGCGGCGGACUCGGACGACGAUGAUGAGGAGAACGAUUUCUCGAGGGGAGGUGGUGGUGAUGAUUCGGAUUCGCUCCGCCGCCUAGGGCUGCGCCUGCGCGAGCGGCGAGAGGGAAGGCGAAGCCGGCGUACAUUUUUGAGCUUUCGGACGAUGAUGAUGAGUUCUAGGCUGAGUGUUGAGAAGUCGUACGGCCUGCAUUUCUAG